Suillus paluster is the source of this 347-nucleotide messenger RNA. RefSeq lists its product as uncharacterized. NCBI's taxonomy places the organism in Eukaryota, Fungi, Basidiomycota, Agaricomycetes, Boletales, Suillaceae. The record is from RefSeq and is a predicted model, not a curated record. The coding region runs from base 1 to 213 and encodes 70 amino acids. The transcript has 3 exons.
AUGAACUGGUUGUUUCUCCGCCUUAUCUUUGCAUGCCUGUUCUCAACCCGCAUUGCGUACGAAUGGACAGAAGACUCUGUCAUCAAGUACCUCUGGUCCGCAGCUGGGUACGAGCUGAUAGCUGUGCCGCUCAUUAUAACAAAGAAACAUCAUCAUCCUCGUGUUGCGGAUGGAGAGGAUAAGGGUGGUGAGAGUGGUGAAGGAAGGAAGUAGAAGGACGCGGAUCGUAUCGUUGCCGCUUUAGAAUCGAAACAUACAUCUCAACAACCGCCGUCUCCUCCACUCGCAGAUGCAGGCAGAGACUCAUGUUGCAUAUAAGAUUUGCAAGAGGUUGCUGGAUUGACUGG